CCACAGGAACAAACCUGCUGAGACUUGCAAAGCGAAUGUAGGAUUCAAAGGGGGAAACGAGACUUUUUUACCCCUCCCAUCUAUUCACGAAUACUUGAGCUAAAACGUUUACGAGGAGGUAGAGCAACAGGUUGUGCAAGAAGUGGCCAAACACCGCCCAGCAGGUGUGUCGGGCUUCGGAGAGGGUUCGACCAGCACCCGUGGGAACGGCCACACCUGCCCCGAUGAGAGUUUCACGAAGGGACGGUCCGAGUUGAGGUUCGUCGGUGUCAUGUGUCCGCCAUGGCCUCCGCUGCUUCUCCUGGGAGGCUUCGUGCUGUCAGGCGCGGCGCUCGUCUCGGGAAUUGAGAUCUAUGCUCCGUCUGCGGUGGAGGCGGUGAACGGGACCGCGGUAAAACUCAAGUGCACCUUCCGCUCCACUCACCCCGUGUCGAGCCAGUCCGUCAUCGUGUCCUGGAACUUCCGGGCGCUGAACUCUAAAACAGAAGAGUCGGUGUUCUACUACCAGGAGGUGGCGUACCCUCCGAAGAGCGGACGCUUUAAAGGCCACGCGGUGUGGUCAGGAGACGUCACGAGAAAGGACGCCUCCAUCACCCUGCGCGAGGUGCCCCCGACCUUUAACGGCACGUACAUCUGCAACGUGCGAAACCGCCCGGACGUGCACGGCGACAACAGAGAGACCACCCUCAGCGUCGUCACCGAAGCUUCCCUCUCCGAGAUCAGCAUCCUGGUCAUCGCGGUCGUCACCGGCUGCGCGUUGAUCCUGAUCGUCCUCGCUCUCUUCUUGGCCGUGAAGUUCUACAUGAGGAGGCGCGGGGGCGAGGACGUGGAGAUGCGCGCUCAGGAGCCCGUGCGCAAGGACCCGACCGUGUGUAAACCCGAGGAAGCGGUUCAUCUAACCGUUGUGAAGGAGACGCACCAAGUUAGCUCAGAUGAUGAAGCGUCCGAGCCGAGCAGCGGAGACGAUGACGAAGAGGACGACAGUGAGGAAGAGGAUGAUGAUGAUGAUGAUUACGACGACGGCGACGAUGACGAUGAUUGAAUCGAGCAUUUUUUAAUCGAGCGCACCGGCUUUCAUCCAUUAACUGUCGGCGAGCGGAAUUAAUUUGCUUGCUGUUUGUUAUCCCGAUUACACAAAAACUACGCGACCAAUUUCCUUUCAGCAGGCGCCAAUAAAUUUGGGGGUUUUGCAGAUGCAAUAAUGGAUUUUUGUUUUGUUUUCCUGUAUACCGUUACUGUCCAGUUGCAUUAGGCCCAAGUGGAGCAGUGAGCAACCAGAGGCCAGCAAUGGCGGGAUUUGGCCUCGCAUGUGGGAUGGACGUAGGUAGGAUUGCUGGGCCUCGGUGUAGCGUCUGCGCUCCGCUGAGUGCUAAUCUGCUCGUAUUUGCGUUGUACGUUGUCGGGUUUAAGGUUGUGCCGUUUGGCUUUUUUUUUUUUUUUUUUUGCUCAAGGUGACUGUCGCUGUGCCCCAGCUUCGUUUGACUUUGUUUUCUCGCUGCCGCUGCUGAUGGAUGUGAUGAUGAUGUGGUGUUUAUUUUUUGGCGGGUGGGUGUUUGAACAAACAAGCGGAGGCCGUUCAUCCCCUCGUACCCAUGCGCUCAAGUUGCGAUUGCAAUCACGAAGGUCAUCUGCUCGUAGAUGAUUAAAUGCUACCAUCCGCCGUUCGUCACUUCAAAUGCUGGUGAAAAAUAGCAACCGGUCCUCUCAUGGUUCUUCCACAAAAGAUGACAAAGUGUUUUUUCUGUUUUGUUUACGUCUGUACAAUAGUAACCUUGCACUUGUGAUUUUGUACACUUUUUUUUUUUUCCCCCCCUCCUCUAAUAGUCUAAAAUGUUAUUUGUAACUGGAAUAAACUAUUUGAAAGCA
Phycodurus eques (leafy seadragon) is the source of this 1866-nucleotide messenger RNA. RefSeq names its product myelin protein zero-like 2b (gene mpzl2b). The transcript is spliced from 6 exons. The coding region runs from base 272 to 1042 and encodes 256 amino acids. Lineage: Eukaryota; Metazoa; Chordata; Actinopteri; Syngnathiformes; Syngnathidae. Gene Ontology annotation, cellular component: membrane. Gene Ontology annotation, biological process: cell-cell adhesion. The record is from RefSeq and is a predicted model, not a curated record.